Messenger RNA from Portunus trituberculatus (swimming crab), 5141 nucleotides. RefSeq lists its product as uncharacterized. The record is from RefSeq and is a predicted model, not a curated record. The transcript has 9 exons. The coding region runs from base 9 to 2639 and encodes 876 amino acids. Lineage: Eukaryota; Metazoa; Arthropoda; Malacostraca; Decapoda; Portunidae.
CAGUGGUGAUGGUAGUCUCAGUGAAAGUGGAGGUGACGACAGCACCAUCUCCAGCACCCUCACCAUCGAUACCGUCUAUGAGAGAAGGAGCGAGGAGGAAGAGGAGGAGGAGAGAGACACUAGAGGAGAAGAAAGAAGAAGAGAGUGUAAUGAUUGGCGUGCUGGCAUACCUUCAUCCAGACAUUUUCCUCCCUCAGCCACGAGAGAAGGCAAUCCUAGGGAACUCGUAUUUGGUGGACUGGCGAGUGAAGUCAUCGUGGGUGGAAGUACUGGUGGUGAUGCAGAGUGCUAGAAAGUCCACUCACUCCACUUCCACUCCAUUUACCACUGAUACAACCACCACCAUCACUGAUACUACCACCACCACCACCACCACCACCACCAGCGCCCUUCAGAAAGUCAGGGUCACAUCUCAGCUGCGAUUCUCUCCAUCUUUGACCACUACUAGUGAAGCAGUUGAUGAAAAAUACAGACUUGAUGAAGAGAUGGAUUGGAAUAUUACCUGCGCUCGUCUCCAGGUGGACCAAGCAGGUGUUCUUCAUAUGGAUUAUAACCCGUGUUCUUCAGUAGUGGAGGACACAGGUGGAAGGCUUGAGUGUACCUGCGAGGGGGAAGGCCUGUUUGGCUUCUUGCAGGUGUCCACUUCUUUUGUGAGGGUGGAUAAGGAAGAAGACGAAGAAGAGACGAAGGAGGAAGAAGAUGAUGACAAAGUAGAUGAAACAGAAGAGGAAGAGGACGAAACCGAAAAAGACGAGAAGGACAACGAAAACAAAGGAGAUGAGGACAAGAGGAAGGAGAAGGAGGAGAAGGAAGAAGAGGAUGGUGAUGAGUACUGGAGCUUCGUGGUGUUUGUGGUGUGCGUGCUGUCCGCGGUGGUUGCACUGAUGUGUCUGGUGCUGCUGUUCCCUGGAGUCUCCCACCCCCUCGUGCAGCUGCGCCUCCUCAAGUGUGUGGCCAUCGCAGCUCUCAACCUUGCCCUCGCAGCCAUCACCUUCUGGCCUCACGCCAAGUUCGUGAGGGAGGGCAUGGUGGUGGUGAGCGGCGCUAGUGUGGUGAUGUGUAUGGGCGUGGGCGUAAGUCAACAGUUGGCGCUGCAUCAGCACCUGGCAGUCACCACCCAGACCACGCCUCUCACCACGCUCACCACGCAGACAACCACUCUCUUCCUCGCAGGAGUGUCUGUGUUGGUCGGGUUGGCUGCUUGGGGUGCCCUGCCUCGCCAUACCCACACCCUGCCCUCGUCCUCCUCCUCGUGGUUGCUUGUGAGCGGGAACUGGGCUGGUGUGGCGGUGGUGGGCGGCGGCGCUGGCGUGGUGACCUGGGUGUGGGUGCUCGUGACCGUCCACAACCUUCGCAAGCUCUCAUUCAUUAGGGAGAAGACGCCGCAACAUCGGAGUGUGUCUAUGGUGGGAGGACGCGUGGCCCAGCUGACGGCGUUACUGGUGAUGGAAUGGAUGGUGUUCGCCAGUAGCCUCUUCCUGCACAACCAGAUCGGCCAGUACCUCUUCUGCGCCGCCUCCAUCUUGCAGAGCUCUGUAAGCCUAGUGCUGUACUGGGGCGGCAGCGGGGCGCCUUGCUGGUGCUUGCCUCAUCAUCCACUCGUCUCCACCCCGGGCCCUGCCGCCUCCCACAACGAGGGCGUGGGCAGCGAGGAGCGAGGCUGCAUGGGCGGGCUGAUGGCGUGCAGGCUGCCUUCCUCCAAGACAGGCAAAAAAGGCAAUGCCACGAAAGACGACACCUCUGAGUUCCGUGGCCGCGGAGGGUCGCUGUGGUCCCAGACGACAAGCACAAUGGUGCCCUUAGACCCCGCCGACCUGCUGCCAUCCUCCACGGACGCCACCCUUCAAGCACGCCGAGACCUGCCGCUGUACGCCCGCUGCGGCAGCAACGCUCCUGCCGGUGCUCGGAGACCCAGAAAUCUCUUCCUCAGAGGCACCAACUUUCUGUGUGGUGAGAACGUCACGAGCCCACAGGACCACAGCUCAGCAGGUACGUCCCUCGACGCAGAUUUGAGGGCAGCGAGGAGGCCGCGGGAGCUGUCCUUUAGCCUCCAUCAGGCCGUCAUCCACGAGGCGUCGCCCGCUGCGCAUGGUUUUCGCUCCAAGCAUUCAAAGGACAAAUACCUGGACAUGUCCUUGCAAAGGUCGGCCUGGCACUCACCGACAAACGGGCCGCCUGCCAGGGAGUACGUGAACCUGGAGCCCAGAGUCUCUGUCAGGGCAAGUGACACUCAGUCGUCGAGUGACAAGGGAGGAGAGGGGAGUGAAUAUCUACCCAUGGGAGGGGAAUGGAAAGGCAGGGAGGAGGAGGGAGGGACGAGCCCGCCUGCCAGCAGUGUGGGGCUGGCGGGGUGCCAGGUCAAGGCCAAGGGGCCAGUGGAGGGUGCCACGCAGGUCACGCCGUCACCGCCAGACAUCACCUCCCAGCCUAUGGUCGCCCAAGACGAUGAUGACGGCCCAUUGAAUGACUCCAGCACUCACUUGGAAACAUCUGGAGACGCAACAGGCAGGACAACACAGUCGCCGCACGAUGGAAGCAGGAUUGCAAGACGUGAGGGAACAGAUGACGCAGACAAGCCGCCAUGCUGCCCCGAGACACCGCCGCCACGAGGGGGUGAGACUCAUGAACCCCCAGAGUAAUGCUGUGACUCAUUUCACUUUUUGUUCCUCUCUACCACCAACGCUCCCUCUGUAUGUGUCUCUCAUAGACCCUUCAUGUGUCAUAAGGCCUUCCCUUUUUCACAACCACAUGCACCUGUUGCCUCCCAUGUUCGUAUGUCACUUUUUCUCCUGCUUAGAAACAUUGAUCAUGCUUCCACUUCACGUCCAGUCUUCACCCAUAAGUGAUCAGAAAAUCGAGAGAUCGCACAGAAAUUCAAGAGAGAGAGAGAGAGAGAGAGAGAGAGAGAGAGAGAGUGAGGGAGGCGUUCAUGAGCUGCAACAGUAAUGUAAACUCGCAAGUUUUUCAUCAUGAAUGGUAGGGCAAUGUAAGGAUCUUGCUACUGCUGCUGCUGUGGAAGGUGGGGCGGGGAACAUGUCGUCUGUCAACAAACUUAUCCAUGAUCGCCUGAGUCACGAUGUGGCAGGAAACUACUAUUUUUCCCGAGUCGCAUUUUUUGCAAGUGAGUGGAAUGGAAGGACCGUAUAGCCGCAUUGCAGUCAAUCAGCGGAUGUGUCGAGGGAGCAAAUGCUGACGGUGUUUGGCCUUCCUCCUGCUGCUGUCACCGCCCCCCCGACCACACCACCACGCCAUGCACCACCGCCGCCACGGGGACUAUGCGUAUGCUCGACACUAACCAGCCCAAGCCAAGGUGUUUUGAUCAGGCAGCCACAUCAAGCAGUCUGGCGUGUGAAGGUUGACAUUGAGAAGCGAACGCUAACUAUCUCAUGAUGGCAGCGCGGGCAUCCCCCUUUAACAUUGCACUGGCGCCUGGGUGUAGGUUGUAUACAUGUUACCGUUUAUGAUGGUGCCAGUUGCGACCUCGGUUGCGCGACACUGCUGACUACUGAUAUCACUCCCGCAUGGCUCAUGAACGACAUUUCUCGGAAGGUUCCCAGCGCAUGGCAGCGAUGAGACGUCCUUGAUGAAGCUCAGAGGCAUUGACCUGAGGCCCCGAGGCGCGCCGAUUGAACUAAGCUGCCCGUCACCCCUGACUACGCGUAGCUUUCAAUAAAAAGAGAAGCACUUCAACUUGCGCCAAUUGUAUGGAUACGUCACGUCACGGGCAGCAGUUGUUUAGCAUGUCUUACUCACUUCCAAUGUGUUUUGUGGGUUCACUCAGUCUUAAGUUCUCGGUUCUCUGGCUCAUUAAUAGUUUGUUAGUUGAUAAGGUUUGUAGCGAAACUGUCAGCUCAUCAGGAUACUUGUCGGUGGAAGGAAAGCGCUACACACGUUAUUGGAAAUGAAUUAAGCGUUAUUCAACUUUUCCUACCUCGUAAUGGUGAAACAAACUUACCAACAAGGGAAGAUAGUUUCUAUUCUACUUUUCAUCGUUCGUAAGGAUGAAACAGACUCACCAACAAUGAUGAUAGAUGGAAUAAUGUGUGUUCUACAUCCGAUUUUCGUAGUUAAAGAUAAAACAAGCUCAACAAAGAUGAUAGACAGAGCAGUGUCUAUAAACUUACUGCCAGUCGUCUUUGCACACCAAAGCCAAAAACUAAGCGUUGAAUUAGUUCCUGGAAAUGCAUGUGUAGCGAUAGAUAGAAGAAAGAAAGAAAUCGUAUUAACUCGUGUACGUAUGAUUAAUUCUACGUUUCGCAUGUGUAUCGAUAAUGGUUUAGAAGUAACGUGACGGACGGUUUUCAGGGUGUUACUUAUGAAGGAAAAAUAUCCUCGCUUCAUCAGAGCUAGAAAACUAAAGUUCUUAUACCAGUCUGUGUUCCUUGUGGUGCAGUGCUUAUAGUGGUUAGAAGUUAAACGAUGGAUGAACGGUUUUCAGGGUAUUACUUAUAGGAAAUUUAUCUUUAAACCGCCAAGUUAUAAAUCUAAGACGCUUGUUCCUGGUUGUAUUGUUUUUGUUUUUUUGUGUACGUUGUUUUUUUUUUUUUUUUUUUUGUGCUGUAUGUUAGUAAUGAUUUGUAAGGUAUGUGACGAACUGUUUUCUCAGGGCUUUGGUUUGGGCAGUGAGAUCAAUAGAUAGAUGUGUGUAUGAACAAAUAAGGAGAGAAAUGUAACUGUCUUUCCCUCCCCAAGAUCAACAACCGAGACCUGAAUUUAUUUAGUUUUCUAGGCUGGAAUGUUUGUGCCGGUAGGAAGUUGUACAGUAUUUCAUAAAGUGUUUUGUUUUCUGUUUCUUCUACAAGGAAAGAGUUUGGAAAAUAUAACAUGUGUACUAAGGUGUGUGUGUGUGUGUGUGUGUGUGUGUGUGUGUGUGUGUGUGUGUGUGUGUGUGUAUGUGUGUGUGUGUGGAUUUGGUGUUGUAUCAGUGGAGAGGUGUAAUUUAAAGUUAGUUGAAUUGUUGAGCAAUAGAAAAAAAAGAAAGAAAAUAAGUGUUUUGCAUGGGAUAUUGUUAAUGUGGUGUAAUAAACAGUGUUUCUUUGGGAGCUACAGCAUUAUAUUGUGUGAUUCUUAUGCUUCUCCUGUUUAAAAUGCCACUGAAUCAUGACUUUCACUGUACCGCCAUGUAUGAAGCAAUCCCAACA